Messenger RNA from Parnassius mnemosyne (clouded apollo), 2286 nucleotides. The record is from the annotation of a GenBank genome assembly. NCBI's taxonomy places the organism in Eukaryota, Metazoa, Arthropoda, Insecta, Lepidoptera, Papilionidae.
AUGACUAACGCAACCAUUCAGGAGAUUGAGGGUAUAGAUGACUACUGGGGCCCAGCAUUCCGAUCAGUCUACGAAGGAGAAGGUGGACAUGAAGCAUUUGUUCAGCAACUAGAUGAAAGAAUCAAACAGCAUGACAAGGAAAUAGAGAAGUUGUGCAAUUUUUAUUAUCAGGGUUUUAUAGAUUCAAUUCGGGAGUUGUUACAAGUUAGGUCUCAUGCCGAGGAAUUGCAUGCAGAAAUAUCUAAUGUUGAUUCUAAUGUUAAAGAGACAACGGAAAGUCUUUGUUCGAGAGCGGAAGAGCUAAUACGAGCUCGCCGAGUAGAACUGAACAUAGCAGCAACAAUUGAAAAGAUGGAACUCUGUCUGCCACUCCUAACCACAUAUUCUAAAUUAAAGACACAAGUGGAUGCUAAAAGGUACUAUCCAGCCCUGAAAACACUAGAACAACUGGAACACGUGUUGCUUCCACGCGUAGGUCCCUACAAUUGGUGCGCGCAGAUUUCAGCAGACAUACCCCGGCUUCGUCAAGCGAUACGGGAUGCUUCAAUGGCAGACUUGAGAGAUUUCUUGGAAAAUAUACGCAAGCUUAGUCCACAGGUUGGGACUAUGGCUUUGAAGCAAACUCAAGAUAUGCUCGGACGAAGUCUAGCCAACAUAGUAAAAAAUAAAAAAGAUUCGAUGUUAGGAAUAUCAGGAAAAGAUAACAGCGGUGCACAAUGUCCACAUGAGUUGGUGGACUUUAGUCCUCUGCACAGGUGCCUUCACAUACACAGUGUACUUGGCGCGAAAAAUGAUUUUAUUCAGUAUUACAGAGCACAGAGAAAACAGCAAGCCCGUCUCGUCCUGAUCCCCGAAACGGGCAACCUUCACGAUUCAAUUCAGGGCAUGAAGAGCUACUUGAGCGCUGUCUUAGGUUUCUUUAUCCUAGAAGAGCAUCUUUUAACGACUGGCGCUGGUUUGGUGUCAAAGGAUUGGCUUCUGGACACUUGGAGCAUGUCGGUCACAAAGGUUGCUUCCACAUUGAGAACGAGUACAUCACUGAUAACGGAUCCCACUCUCAUGUUGAGCAUUAAACAUCAGAUUAUGCUGUUUAUUAAUACUAUCAAAUGCUACGGUUUACCAACGGAUCCACUGCCGCUUUUGCUUCAAGAAAUGGCCGAACAUUACACUGAGGUUCUAAUGCAACGUUGGGUGGGCGUAUUCAGAGAUAUUUUGGACAACGCAUCAUUCUUACCUAUUGAGGUAGAGAACCAAGAAGAAUACGACGGCGUAAUGGAUACUUUUCCUUAUGACGGGGACGAACUGGAGACUCAGCCAUUCCCUAGGAAGUUCCCGUUCUCGGCGAUGGUGCCGGCGGUGUACGUGCAGGUGAAGGAGUUCAUCUACGCGUGGCUCAAGUACUCUGCAGGGCUGGGGCUGGGCGGCGGGCGGCGGGCGGCUGCGGCUCGGCACUCGGCCUCGCUGCUGCUCAGCCGCUCCUUCACCGGCUGCCUCUCCGCGCUCUUCCGCCGCCCGCUGCCGCUCAUGCAGCUCGUGCAGAUUAUUGUAGAUACGCAGUACUUGGAAGACGCUACGUCGUUUCUCUAUGAAUUCAUAAGCAAUAUUACUGGCUCCGAACUCGUCACGACCCAAGCAGCUGGAAGCAUGUUCCAAUCGGCGCGCGACGACGCUGAACAGCAAAUCUGCAAUAACCUGGAGAAGAAGGUCGACGAGUUCCUUGACCUAGAGAAUUAUGAUUGGUUGUUAGUGGAACCCACCGGACAAGCUUCGGCUUUCGUGACGGACAUGCUUAGUUAUUUGUCGGGCGUAUUGACCUCAUUGGAGCAGCUUCCGGAACGUGCUAGGGUGGCAGCGGUCCGUGCUGCAACGAACCGCAUAGCGACGCGGCUGCGCAACCUGCUGCUGGAGCCGGGCGUGCGCCAGGUGUCGUCGGGCGCGCUGCACCAGCUGGACCUGGACGUGAUCCAGUGCGAGCAGUUCGCGGCCGGCGAGCCCGUGCCCGGCCUGCGCGAGGGUGAGCUGCUGGAGCACUUCGCUGCGCUCAGGCAACUACUGGAUCUAAUAACAGGUUGGGAUUGGUCGUCAUAUCUUCACGACGUGGGCAUUGAAGGGGGGAAAUACGCAUUAGUGACUCCGCGCGACGCCGCCACCUUACUCGAGAAACUCAAGGAGGCGGAGCAGAAAUCUUCUGUCUUCUCCGUAUUGAAGAAGAACGAGAGAGACAGGCGAAAGCUUUUGGACACUGUGCUGAAACAGUUGAAGCAGUUGCAAAAUCAAGAUGGUUAA